AUGAAUAGAACUAUUUUAUGUGUUUUGGUGAUAUUGUUAGUUAAUGAUUUCGCAGCAACAGUGUCCAUCGACUAUGCAGCGCCAGUAUCAAAUGUUGAAUAUUAUGAAGACUAUCAAAUAGUAAGAAAAAGAGAAGACAACUACUCAAUUCCUCUAAGAAGCAAGAUUGUCGAUACGAUGCUGAAUACACCAAUGUAUCACUUUAUGCGUUCAGAGCCGAACUUCUUCUCUGCUUUUAAAGAUAUUUAUGAAUUACCUAAGGAGUUCCGUGGACCUCUUAAAGAAUACGACUUCAUAGUGGUAGGCGCAGGGUCUGCGGGCAGCGUACUCGCGGCUCGUCUAAGUGAAGGUAGACGAGCCUCUGUAUUGCUGUUAGAGGCCGGUACAGGCGAGGCGAUACUUACUGGAGUACCAAUAUUAGCACCUGUACUCCAGCAAACAAAUUAUGUAUGGCAUUAUUUAAUGGAACAUCAGCCUGGAAUAUGCAUAGGAAUUGAAGAUGAAAGGUGUUUUUGGCCUAGAGGUAGAGCUGUUGGAGGUUCCAGUGUUGUCAACUAUAUGAUAUAUACAAGAGGAAAUAAAGAAGACUGGGACAGAAUAGCCGCUAAAGGGAACGAUGGAUGGUCAUACGAGGAAGUGAUGGCAUAUUAUAUUAAAUCUGAAAGAGCUAAUCUUCGAGAACAUAUAAAUUCGCCUUGGCAUGGCAUUAACGGUGAACUAAGUGUUGAAGACGUACCAUUUAGGUCUAAACUAUCAAAAGCAUUUUUGGACGCAGCGAAGGUAUUAGGAAAUAAAAGAGUUGAUUAUAAUAGUCCCGAUAGUUUUGGUUUUAGUUACAUUCAAGCUACAAUGAAUCAUGGAAUACGAAUGAGUAGCGCCAAAGCAUUUUUACAUAAAAUUAAGAAAAGGAAAAACUUACAUAUACUCACAGACAGUCAAGUUACCAAAGUAUUAAUAGAUCCUGCGACCAAGACAGCUAUAGGUGUUGAAUUUCAAAGAUUUGGGCAAAAAUACGUAAUACAUGCUAAAAAAGAAGUAAUUCUUUCAGCUGGUCCUAUCGAAUCUCCUCAUUUACUUAUGUUAUCAGGAAUUGGACCUAAACAACAUUUAGAAUCAAUGGGCAUUCCUGUCAUACAAGAUCUAAAAGUAGGAGAAACUCUAUAUGAUCACAUAAGUUUUCCUGGUCUUGUAUUUACUUUGAAUACAUCUAGACUAACCAUAAUUGAAGACAAAAUCAAUACAAUCGAAAAUGCAUUUCAGUAUACUCAAUAUGGAGACGGCCCGUUUUCUUCGUUAGCUGGUGUUGAAACGAUUGGUUAUAUAAAAACUAACAUAUCAGACGAAUUCGGUGAAUUUCCAGACCUCGAAUUGAUGGGUACUUGCGCUUCAUUUGCAUCGGACAAAGGUUCUGUUGUAGCCCGAGGCAUACAUAUGGCCAGGUGGCUGUAUGAGGAUGUUUACAGUAAAAUUGAAAACGAAGAAUCUUUUUCAUUAUUUUUUAUGUUACUGCAUCCAAAAUCGAAAGGUUAUAUGAAACUACGAUCAAAAAAUCCUUUCGAUCAGCCAAAACUUUAUGGUAAUUAUUUAUCACAUCCUCAAGAUAUCGCGACUAUGAUUGCUGGUAUACGAUAUCUAAUAAGUAUGGUUGACACUCCGCCUUUUCAAAAGUAUGGAGCAAAAGUAUAUAAGAAAAAAUUCCCAAACUGUGAUAAUUUUGAUUUUGGAACUGAUGAAUAUUGGGAAUGCGCUCUAAGAACUCUUGCUGUAACACUUCAUCAUCAAAUUGCGACGUGCAAAAUGGGUCCCGCAUCAGACCCCGAAGCAAUUGUUGAUCCUAAGCUACGUGUAUAUGGGAUGAAAAAUUUAAGGGUCGUCGAUAGUAGUAUAAUACCAAAUACAAUAGCAGCGCACACUAACGCACCAGCUAUUAUGAUAGGGGAGAAAGGAGCAGACAUGAUUAAACAAACUUGGGGACUGAAC
Messenger RNA from Brenthis ino (lesser marbled fritillary), 1980 nucleotides. Lineage: Eukaryota; Metazoa; Arthropoda; Insecta; Lepidoptera; Nymphalidae. The record is from the annotation of a GenBank genome assembly.